Messenger RNA from Candida dubliniensis CD36, 924 nucleotides. RefSeq lists its product as uncharacterized. Bases 1 to 924 code for a protein of 307 amino acids. NCBI's taxonomy places the organism in Eukaryota, Fungi, Ascomycota, Pichiomycetes, Serinales, Debaryomycetaceae. The record is from RefSeq and is a predicted model, not a curated record. The transcript has a single exon.
AUGAAUUUUUCAGAUAGAGCAUCAUUAUCACUAGAUAGGGAUAGAGUAACUUGCUUGCUUUUGAUUAAUACACACUUGAUAAAGAAAUGUUGUAAUAUAUAUAACACCAUGCUCAAUAAUCAACAGUUGAUGCAACAAAUGACGCCAGAAAACAGAGCGAUGUUGUCAAAUGUAUACAAUAAUUAUAUUAGGAGACUCCAAUGCAACUUGGCUACUUUGAACUAUUUAUAUGAAAAAUACCAUUCGACUCAACAUCUGCCUGUGGCAGCCAAGGCUAGUUUCCCUAUGAUAUUGUCUGCUCCUCCGGAUAUGCCUGAAUUGAAUCAAUUAUAUUCAAAGCUUCAAGAGUUAUACCCUGAGGCAGUGCAAUAUUUUAAACUCAAAUUUGAAGAGAGUAGGAAGCAGCAGGCGUUUCCGGUACAACAGCAAAGUCAACCUCAGCCACAACAGCAUUCCCUUCAUCAACAACUCCCACCACAAGCUCAACAACAAGCACUUCAGCUCCCUUCUAAUGCUGUGGCUCAACCUGUGCAACAACAAAGUUUUCGCCAGCUAUCUACAGGUUCAGAACCAGGUCCUCAAAUCAUACCUCAAAGAGUUCCACUGCAACCACACCAGCAACAACAACAACCACAACAGCAGCUCCAACAACAAUUUCAACAACAGUUCCAGCAACAACAGCAACUCCAACAGCAGCAACAGCAGGCUCAGCAGGCUCAACAGGCUCAGCAAUCACAAUCUUUUGAUGACUUGCUUUUAACAGAUGGGUUUAACCCAUCCAGUGAUAGUCUUGGUGGAGCAGGUCCUAGCGAUUUUAAUCCUAAUUACAAUAAUGGUUCGUUCCAGUUGUCUACACUCUCUCCUCAACAAAUAUUGCAACAAGCCAAUGAGAAUACACCUCUAUCCCAAGAUUUCUUAUUUUGA